CAUGUUGCCAUGCGUCACCCAAUUCCCAAAUCCAUCCGUAGAUAACGCUCAAGUUUCUUCCACUAGGGCAAAGGGUGGUCGAGAAUAGAAAUUGAGAAGGGGAAAGAAGAGAACGCAAUGGAUGCUACCAAAGCUUCGCCAUUUUCGGAGAAGAAAAAGCCUGUACCGGUAGAAAACCUAGUCUUUGGCGAGAAAUCCAAAUGGAGAAGAGGUGAGGUCGACACUUCAGCUCCUUUCGAAUCGGUUAAGGAAGCUGUGGAUCGUUUCGGAGGGAGCGCCGUCUGGAAUUCCCAGCUCAGGAUGUUCUUCCUCCCUGAAAAACGCUGUUCUUCCAAGGAAUAUAUGGUUCUGAAUGUGCAAGAGCAGGCUGACCAGUUGGAGAAGGGUCUCUUUAUAAAAGAACCGGAAGUUCCCAAAAGAGUCUUGGAUGACUUUGAAUCGCAAUUGCAGAAAGAGGAAACCUCUGAAGUCAAUAAAAUCCCCGGGCCACAGUCAAGUGGCCUAAAAUUUCGUCCUGUUGCACUAAAGGAAAAAGAAAAUAUCUUAAUCAAUGCAGUCAAUGCAGUUACAGAUAGAGGUCAAUCUUCAGGUUCAAUUUUAGAUGAGCUAGAGCUGGCAAAGAUGAAUCUGAGCAGAACAACUUGUGAUCUAACAAAAAUCCGUGCAUUCAUUGAAACACUCUACAACGAAAUAGAGAAUGAAAGAACAAUCCAGGAAAAAACACCUGAAAAGCUUUCAUCACUUGGAACUAUUGUUUCUUUCCUAGAAGAAGAUCUGAAGAAAACAACGUUAAAACUACAAAUUACCAAAGAAGCUAAUGAUAACUUGCACAGGGACCCCGUCGAUAUCUCAAGAGAGAUUGAGCAUCUGAGGUCUCAGACAGAAGAGUUCAGGCAAACAGCAACAGCUGCCAAAUCUGAAGCAUCAAACUUAACUUGCGAGAUUGAGAAGAUGCAAGCGGGUAUUAAGACUGCCGAAAUGAGGAAGCUUGCUGCUAAGAAAAUGGAAGAAGCUGCUAAGGCUGCCGAAGCUGUUGCAAUUACUAGGAUGAAGGAUAUAAUGAGAGACAAAAACUCGACACUGGCGCUUCCUGUUGAAAAGAAUUUGAUGUCAGUAACUAAUGAAGAUUCCUCGGGCAAGAAAAUUGAAGUUUCUUCCAUGGUUGAUGUAGAAACAUCAAACCUGUCUAAGCUGGAGUUGCUGGCAAAAGUGAAGGAAGCUGCAGAAGAAGUUAAAACCAGCAGGAAGGUGUUGGAAGAUGCAUUAAACCGUUUAGAAGCUGCAAACAGUGAGAAGCUGGCAGCUGAAGGGGCAUUUUGGAGAUGGCCUCUGUAUAGUGAGAAGAUUCAUUCCAGUUCCCCUAAAUUUAAGAACUACACAUACUCAAGGAUGCUUGAAUUUAAUGGCUUUAACUUGGCUAGUCAUACUUCAAAGAGUGGAUUCAAACAUGCACUAUCUAUAGGAGAAAUACUUAGUAAAAAAUUAAUGGGUUUGGAAGGAUACGAGCAUGCUAUAAGAGAAAUAUGCGAGAUGCCAGAUGAAAAAGAUAAGGUCUCUCUUGGUCAAAUACUCAAUAGAAAACUGGAACUUUUACCUCCUCUGGUUGUUGAUGGAUUUGUUUGCAAGCAGCAACCCUUAAAGAGGAAGAGAAAGAAAUUUGGCUUUGUGGGAUUGUCUUAGCUCCUUGAACGAGAAAGCAAGACAAGCAAGAGUUAGAGAAGUCACGUUCUACUCAAGUUUCUACUGGAUGGAUAAAACAAAGCAUGAGAAACUAGAUUUGGCAUUUGGGAGUUUUUAAUAGCUUCUUAAACAGCGGAGCUCCAUAAAAAAAUGCAGCUAGGACAAAGAUGAGAAAGGUUAUUGAAAUCGAGUUGCUGUAGCUUGUUUCUUUGGCCUAUUUCUCACAUUCAGUUUGAGAAAUAUUUCUUCCACUUCAGUGCUAGUGGCAUAUUCUUUGAUGACUGUAAUUUUUAGUUAGAUUGUCACUAGUCUUAGCUUUUAGUUGAAUAAGUGCAGCUUUAUAUUUCGUCUAGCCGGAUAUGUUGCUUUUGUAUAUGUUAUCAGUUUAUUUUCUUUGUAGCUUUUCCUGUA
Messenger RNA from Dendrobium catenatum, 2091 nucleotides. RefSeq names its product WEB family protein At2g38370-like. The record is from RefSeq and is a predicted model, not a curated record. Lineage: Eukaryota; Viridiplantae; Streptophyta; Magnoliopsida; Asparagales; Orchidaceae. The transcript is spliced from 2 exons. The coding region runs from base 118 to 1680 and encodes 520 amino acids.